Molecule: messenger RNA, 1359 nt
Organism: Zychaea mexicana
Lineage: Eukaryota; Fungi; Mucoromycota; Mucoromycetes; Mucorales; Lichtheimiaceae
Product: transmembrane amino acid transporter protein-domain-containing protein
Exons: 4
Coding region: 1-1359 (452 amino acids)
Biological process (GO): amino acid transmembrane transport
Cellular component (GO): vacuolar membrane
Molecular function (GO): amino acid transmembrane transporter activity
Source: RefSeq, a predicted model, not a curated record
AUGAAUGAAAAGGUCCUCGCUGCCAGUAGCAGCAGCAACACAUCCAGUCACACCAGCUCGUACGAUUCUCCAGCAGCGCUAAAAUCAUCAAAAAAGCAGAAACUUCCAUACGACUGGAAAGAAAAGCUUCACGAACCAGAUUUUGACAUCGAUCGUUCAAAUGCCGGCAGAUCAAUGACUGCGUAUUAUAAUCUUGUCUGCUGUGUAUGUGGUACUGGCAUGUUGUCACUCUCCUCGGUGCUGGCAUCUGGAGGAUGGGGUGCUUUAGCACUGCUCAUACUAUGCUGGUGGAUGACAAUGUACGCUUCUUGUAUCUUGAUUCGAUGUCUUUAUUACGGUGGAGAAAAACGGCUAGAAUCGGUCAACAAAGUAGCAGAAGCAGCAUUUGGUCGCUGGGGAAACUAUGUGUCGUUUUUUUUCAACGCAUGGCUCCUCCUAGGAACUCCUACGCUCUACAUUGUGCUCUGUGGUCAAAACCUCAACGAUCUUUGCCAAGGAACGGUCGCAGAAAUCGGUCAAAUACCAUGGUCAAUUGUCUUUGCUGCCACGAUUACCAUAUUUUUCGUGUUCAUGAAAACCAUGGAUAGUCUGAGCUGGACCUCCUGCGUUGGUGUUAUUGCCACAUUUGCUACAACGCUUAUCAUUGUCAUUGAAGCCGCCCGAGAUCCAGAACACCCGGUGGAUACCGUGGUCCGUGAGAACAUCGUCUGGGAUGGUUGGCCUAGCGCCGUCGCGGUCAUCGCAUUUAGUUUGGGUGGCAACGUCAUCUACCCUAAUUGUGAGGCUGCCAUGAGACGACCUGAACGCUGGCCGAUGAUUGCCAUUUCAGGCUUGUCAACCUGUGCUCUUACGUAUAUUAUGAUUUCUGUCCCUGGCUACUUCGUAUAUGGUGAAGCUGCAGAGAACCCCAUUUACAAUAACAUCCCGCACGGCGUUGGACGUAUCAUGGCCAUCGUGCUUGUUACUUGCAACAUUAUGGUCUCUAUUCCUAUUUUUGCUGGCUCCUUUGCCUUGGACUGUGAAAACAUAAUGGGAAUAACAGUCGAGCGCUUGGGCAAAAGAAAGGAGUUCAUCUAUCGUGCAAUUUGGCGCAUUUUCAUCAUGGUAUUCUGCACAGUGAUCGCUUGUACUGUUCCUCAUUUCUCACCUUUAAUGUCAUUGUUUGGUGCAUUUGGUUACAGUACCACCAUUUUUAUUAUUCCCGUGCUCUGCUACUAUAAACUCACUGGUCUAAGAAACAAGCCAUUCUACGAACUUAUCGGCGGUUUUCUUACAAUAUUGAUGGGCCUUGUAGGCCUAAUCUUUGGCACCUGGGAUGCUAUAGAGAGUUUGAUUGUUGCUUUCAGAGGAGAAGCAUAA